Molecule: messenger RNA, 7749 nt
Organism: Porites evermanni
Lineage: Eukaryota; Metazoa; Cnidaria; Anthozoa; Scleractinia; Poritidae
Source: the annotation of a GenBank genome assembly
AUGACAGAAACUAGAGGUUUGUAUCCGACACUUGUCGCUAACUGCAUCGUUAACGCUUUUUUGUCUUACACCGCCUCACUGGCGAGGCCUUUAAAAACACUGCUCCUUAGUCUGACGGUUUCGGAUCUUGGGGUUGCCCUACUUGUUCAACCACUCUACAUUGCACUGCUCGUGGCGUUCAUAACUGAACCAAACACUAGCAAUAGUACUCAUAUUACAUCCCUACUUUUCGUGUUCGUGGCCAUCGCUAAUUUAUUAGGUUGCGCUUCGUUCUUUGGUGUUGCUGCUCUAGCCGUUGACAGAUUCUUAGCUAUUCAUCUUCAUCUCAGAUACCAGGAACUUGUUACGCACAAGCGUGUUGUUGUUGCCGUGAUCUUAAUAUGGGUGUUCAGUGCAGCUACUUUCUUCCUGUUUUCGAUUUCGAUAAACGUUCGUUUGAUUUUUUCCACAACUACUGGAGCUUUAAGUUUUGCAACUGCAGGAUUGCUUUAUUGCAAGAUAUAUACAGCCGUACGACACCACACAAAUCAGAUUAACGCGCUGCAAGUACAACAAGUAGCACAGAAUGGAGAAAUGGCAAUUGCAGCGAGACAGAGAAAAACGGCAGUUGCUACAUUCUUCGUGUAUGUCGUGUUUUUAGCGUGUUAUUUGCCACUGUCCAGUAUUUUUAUUACCUCUAUGUUUAAUCACUAUGAAUCUAUGUCAUAGUGGCAUUUGUUAUGUUACUCUUUGACACUGGCGUUUCUCAGUUCAUCCCUGAAUCCUCUGAUCUACUGCUGGAAAAUGAGACAUGUUCGCUGCGCUGUUAUGGACAUACUUCGAAAUACCAUUUCACGAUGCCUUCACUAACGGGGAAAUGAGAACGCCAAACAGCUGUCUACGUAAACCGAGGGAAAUGUAUUUACAUUCAGCGGAGCUAAACGUAGUGGCAGUGACAGAGAAUGUAAAUACUUUCCUAUUGGUAUUAACGCACGUGAGCCGCUAUGGCGUUAAUUGACUCUAUUGUUGUAAGGUAUAUAAGGUUUUGACAGUUGUAAUGUAUUCAUCUCAGCUCUCGAACUAUCAAAUUUUAUUUUUAUAUUUUACUUUAUUCAUCUAUCGAUUGAUUUUUUACCUUUAACCCCCAGAGGUUGUGCGACCGCAUCGGUUGGGGAAUACGUUCCCAAUUUUUUCCCAUUGGGUUUUUUGGGUUUUCGUAUCAGGCGGCGCAAGUGAAUAGUUUAGCCUGAGUGGCUUUAUUUAGGAAUAUUUGUAUACCAUUCUUUAGUUAUGAUGUUGAACUUUGUAUGUUAUUUGGACGGCAUUAAACACUCAGGCUCCACAGUUCGAGCUGCACACCCAUUCCCGUCUCUUAGUCGUGAAUAUAAAUAGGAACGGCUGCAGAGUGGCCCAGAAAUCAUCCCGAGUCAUCCUGGAAAAAUAUUUUGACACGCCGACUGGUCGAGCGUGGCAUCUCUUAUUUCUUUACUGAGUAUUAUCCAGUCCAGUUUCACCUUUGAAGGUGUCCAUGUAUGUAGUUCUUGGUCUACCUCGAUUUGUAUGACAACGUUGGGGUUCCAAAAGGCAGCACUUUUGAAGUAGUAUCUUCAUUGUAACGAGUGCAAUGGCCAGACGGCCAGAACAUCACGUUAGGAUUUCAAAAUUUUUCCCUCUGAAAGUAUGAUCUCGUAUGAUGUUGGCGCCCUAUUUACCAGUGUCCCUAUGGAUAAAGCGGUUCAACAUAUAAAGAAUCGCCUUGAGAACGACGAGAAACUGCAAAAUCGUACCCUUGCUCGAGUUCUGCCUCACGACCAUCUAUUUUAUGUACAAGAGAAAUUACUACUGACAAAGAGAAGGCGCGGCCAGUAGGUCUCCAGUAUCUGCAGUGGUUGCCAACCUUUACAUGGAAGGCUUUGAGCAAGAGUGUCUUUCUUCCUACCCUGGUUCCACUCCCAGGGUUUGGCGCCAAAAUGUGAAUGAUACGUUUGUUAUCAUUCACACAGCUGAGAUUGAACGUUUCGCUAGUCACAUUAAUCAAGUGGAUCUAUGCAUCGAGCUCACUUAAGAAACUGAAAAAGAGAAUAAGUUACCCUUUCAAAUGCCGCAAGGCUGAAAAAUCUUCACUGGCUACAUUCUACAUUUAUUUGGUUUACUUAGCUUGCUAUUUGCCAAUAGCUUGUGUUGUUCUUGCCAAGGUCAAUGGUAAAACUGUCUUGAAUUUCACAUCGGUGACUCUUGUGUAUCUUAAUUCAUCCCUCAAUCCCUUGAUCUACUGCUGGAAGAUGAGACACAUUCGACAAACUGUUAUGAAUAUACUUCGAACUAUUUUUGCGAUUGGUCCGCAUUAAAGAAAGGAUCUAACUCAGAAUAACUUGGCCUUUUUUCCCUCUGGUGAAAAUAAAAGCUUUUCAGCAAUACAGCUGGGAAAAUGACACUAAAUAUAAAAGGGACCUGAAACCCCUUGUGCUUUCUAUUUGAAAGGCAAAGGGAUAAAUAUAUGAUCGAGUAUAAGUUCAUGAGAUUUUAGUUUGCUUUGGAAUAAUUAACAGAUGACGGGAACUGUGAAAUACCCAAUAUCAAAGUCAGAAAGAGGGUAAGUGGUCUAGGACGAAUGACGAGUGACUUGAUAAAUAGAGGGCCGAGUUUUCCAAAUUUGGGAUGGUCAGAAAGAUCUGUGUACAGGAAAGGGUCUUAAAAAGUUUACUAGAUUUUGUUAACCAUGGUGCAUAACGGAUUGGUUGAGGGCCAUACAUAUGUCAGAGCGAUCAGAAUUUUAUCAAUAAGUCUUACAAACUGAAUGCAUCAAGAGUGGCGAAAAGAUUUACUGAUAUAACAACAGCAACAACAACACAAUAAUAAUGAUAAUAAUAAUAACAAUAACAAUGAUAAGAAGAACAACACAGCCUAUUUGUUGAGAAAGACGAAAACUAGUAGUUUAUACUAUUGAGAAUAUAUAUUACAAUACUUGUAAUUAAUUCAUAUCAAUAAAGUUCAUGUGAAAAAGAACAAAUGUUUUGAAGAAUGGAAAAAAUAUACCAUUUAAUCAGGUUUUUUUAAAUUUGUAGAGUCCAGAAAUUAAACUGUCUAAUAAGAUCACUCCAUUUGAAAGUUUCAGACUGGGAGAGAAAGAGCUCUCCUGAUCGUGAAAGCGCAACCGAUUGGAACACAUGAUCGAUAGCUCGCUAACUGGCAUCAUAAUACUUUAAAAUACCAUAAUACAGAACCAGAAACCAGGCGUCAAUAAUAUAGCUCCAAUAUGAAGCAAAGAGCUUCUUGCAACGAGAUUAGAAACUUAGAACCAUAAUUUUUGACGAUACAAUGAAGUAUUUAGGCCCAGGGUUCAACCUAUUUUAAGUACUGGUACAGGUUCCUCAUCAGUCCCAUUUGAGCGUCUUGCAAGCAGCUCCCGGAACGUGCAUAAGAAUGAUUUACAAUAAUGUUGAAACUUUUUACAAGACCGUGUUCAAUGCUUCCAAAGACAUAAAAAAGAUGAUCGCUUAAUGUAAAACGGUGACGAUGUCGCUUAUGUGCUCCGGCAGAGUAAAAAAGCGAUAGUUACUCCGUUUAUGAGACUCAUCCUUUUUAUAUAGAGAAAGGUGUAAAAAUGACGUAAAUAUCAGCUCUUGAAAUGGGUAUCGUCUAAAUAUUAUGAAGGUAACAUCUCCAAACUGGCAGGAGAAUUACCUUAUUUACCCAGGCUGAAAGAGGGGUUGGUUAAGAGCGAGUCCAAAAAAGUAAUUAUAGUAACCAACGAUGUACAAAAGAACAACAGCAUUAACAACGUUUAAUGCUCUUAACCCAUAACCCCUUAGAUAAAAGCAAGUAACUAGACCAGAAUUAUUGUGGGGAAAAGGGGUAAGGGAUGAAGUACUCCAAAUAUGGACAGCAGGUCACUUUUUCUCUACAUAUUGGUGUAACAGUCCGAAAUCUACAAGGGGAGAGGUGAUAAUCCUCUGUAGGGGUGAUAAUCCCCCAGGAUUGUUAGAGAGGAUAAUCCUCUGUAGGGGAUGAUAAUCCCCCAGGUUAGAGAGAGGUGAUAAUUCUCUCUAGGGGUUGAUAAUCCCCCAAGGUUGUGAGUAGAGGUGAUAAUCCCCCUUGGGUACUGGAGAGGUGGAAGGACCUCUCUAGAUGUCUAAUUCCCCGGUUUAAGGAGUAAGAAGAGUCUAUGGGGCAAAGUGUUACCUGUAUGCGAGCACUUCAUUCCGAACCCAUGUUUAUUAAUUGCCAACAACUCUCUCGAUACAGAUAUCAUCACUAAUUUAAGUUAGAAUUGCGUGCCUGCUGCCCGUCAGGAAAAAACCCUCAAUUAUUUUCGAGGGAAACCUGAACCCUCCCGAAAGCUUAAUAAUCAAAAUAAGGUCCAAAGUAACUAGGUGCACAAGCAUGUUGGCAUGUCUGGUAGAAUGAUUCCCCUCAGUAGAAACCUCACCUCUUUUCUGACAUAUCUCCUUGAUAAUUGCCAAUUUAUUCAAAGUGUAAACAACAAAGAUCAGUAGUUCUUAUGACUGCAAAACCUAUAAGGAGCGUCUUAAAUUUUAAGCAAGAGAAAAGACCUCAUAUAUAAAACCUUAAGAAAACCAGCAGAGAGAAUCAAGCAGUGAUAAGGGAGGGUGGGAUGGGAUUUUGUUCCACGAAGAGAAGAAUAUGAAGUGCUAUUUUGCUGAGCUAGGCGCGAAAAUAUAGGCAUCAACUGUUCAUGUGAUAGCUGUCAUCUAAUUGGCUGAGCGAAACAAUUAGUGUGACUUGCAGGAAGUAACCCCUGAAAGGAAGUGAGCUGGUUCCAUUACUUGUAAAGGCAGGUUUAUGGCUAUCUUUAAUUUUUUUCUGUUGUAUAAAUUAGCUUCAAAUAAAUAAAAAUACGAAACUGUAAUCUUUCCACGAUUCUUAAAUUAAAAUGUGUUUUCUCCGACACAUUGUUUUCCCUGUUCGGUGGUUACGAGCGCACUUUCAUAAUCGUGAAAGUUCCGCCACAAUUUCUGUUUCAAGGGAGGGAGAGAGAAGCAGUAUGCUCUUGUCAUUUAGCAACUUUUAACCGCAAAGAAAAACACAAUACACACACACUUAAGUUUAUUUUUUUUGGUCCACAAUGUAAACUUCUGGGUCCACCUGAGUAAAUGUGACUUUGACACACAUGACAGCAUGAUUUGUUAACUAACUACCUAUUAACAUCCUAGCUGGUAAGUUUUUUUAUGGAUAAUAAGUUUCUUCUCUCAACUUCUCAGACUCGUCGUAAAUCGUUGUUUAUCAAAAGAUGUGUCUAUUUUUUGCUUGGGUCCAGCAAAUACGUUGGAUUGGUCUCCGACCUGAUAGUUGGCUUUUCCUCUAAACCAUUGUUAAACUCUUUCUUAGCGAUUCAUUGCAACCAGCUGUCGUUUCUACUUUAAUGUUGCGUCAGUUGUUUCAAUAUCUUCCUUUUUGACUGACGAUUUCCAACACUUACAAAGCUCGACCUGUCGUGUUUCGCUUAAAAUGAAAAUAUAUUCAAUACUUGUGUGAUGAGGACGUCAUAUUCAAAUUCUAAAUUCCGGGCUCUGUUAAGACACAUUUUUAUUUUCAAACAAAUGAAUAUGUCGGAUGCUUUGAGCACAACUUGGGGACUUGUUGAUAUUGUUGUCGCUGAAGACUCAACAGUGCUCACUUUGACACUUUAAUCCAACUUGAUUGCCAUCGGAGGAAGAAUAGUGGAACACUUAGAACUCUUAGGACUGUUCACCAGGGGGUCAGUCUCGAGAAUUUCAGUCUCAACCAAAAACUGAGAAAACACUCACAUAACCCUUCAAAAGUUCUCUACAAAAACAAAAACUCACUGCACUUAACGUUCUUUACAAUGACGGAGGCUGAAGGUUUGUAUCCGACACUUGUCGCUAACUCCGUCUUCAAUGCUUUCUUGUCUUACACCGCCACCGUGUUGAACAUUAUAACAAUACAAGCACUCAGAAAAGCUUCGUCGCUGGCAAGGCCUUUAAAAACACUGCUCCUUAGUCUGGCUGCUUCGGAUCUUGGUGUUGGCUUUCUUGUUCAACCACUUUAUAUUGCAGUACUUGUGACGCUCAUAACUGAACCAAACACUGGCAAUGGGUCUCAUGUUAUAUCCUCCUUAAUAAUAGCGUUCGUCGCCAUCUCGAAUUUAUUAGGUUCCGUUUCGUUCUUCGGUGUUUUCGCUUUAACCGUCGACAGAUUCUUGGCUAUUCAUCUUCAUCUCAGAUACCAGGCACUUGUCACUCACAAGCGUGUUGUUGCUGUGGUGAUAUUGAUAUGGGUGUUUAGUGCAGCUUAUUUCUUCCUGUUUUUCAUUUCGAUAAACGUUCGUGUCAUUUUUUCCGCAACUACUGGAGCUUUAAGUUUUGCAACUACAGGAUUGCUUUAUUGUAAGAUAUAUGCAGCCGUAAGACAACACAGAAAUCAAAUAAACGCCCUGCAAGUACAGCAAGUAGUGCAAAAUGGAGAUAUGGCAAACGCAGCACGGCAGAGAAAAACUGCAGUUGCUACAUUCUACGUUUAUAUUGUGUUUUUAGUUUGCUAUUUGCCAUUUUGGUUUGCUUUCCCUGGUAUAAUUCUAUACUAUGAAUCUGUCUUAUGGAAGCACUUAUUGUGUUACUCUUUGACACUGGCGUUUCUCAAUUCAUCCCUGAAUCCUCUUAUCUACUGCUGGAAAAUGAGACGCGUUCGCCGCGCUGUUAUGGACAUACUUCGAAAUAGUCUUUCACGACGUCUUCACUAAUGGGAAGCGGAUGCAUAAAGCACUUACACACUUAAGCUGGGAAUCACCCCGCGUCAUCCCGACAAAAUCUUUCCACACGGCCUGAUCGAGCAUGGCAUCUCUUGUUUCUUUAGUAUUAUCCAGUCCAGUGUCAGCCUUGGUGGUGUCAAUGUAUGUAGUUCUUGGUCUACCUCCAUUUUGGUAGCCUGCGAACACAGACGUAUUUCCGGUUGUCGCUUUUCUCUACCCGUUUUGAUGAUGUGCGCAACGAAUGAUUUAUGGACUUUGUAUUGUUCUUUAACCUCAAAUAUAGGUAUGGAAAUCCAAUUCAAAGACACUUACCGCAGCGAGAGGCUUUAUCGUUGUCUCCCUUGUGUGAAAAUAAUAAUAAUAUAAUAAUAAUAGUAAUAAUAAUACUAUUAUCAUCAUGAUUAUUAAACAUAUAUUGCGCAUGUACCAUACAAAUAUAUUCAUAAGCGCAUUGAAAACAAAUAAGAUGUGUUAGUUAGAACAAGAUAAGAAUAACAUAAAAGAGCACUUUGUGAGAGCUCUUUUAGAAAAUGUAAGAAUCUGAAUGUUUCUGAUCUCCACCCUAAAAUUGUUCCAAAGCUUGGGAGCUGCUGACUGAAACACUCGGUCACCACCCGUUGCUAAGUAGGCACCGUUACUUGGCUGAUACUAUUCUGACCUUCUCGGGAGACCCGGAUCAGGUAACUUAGCAAAGGGAAGAGCGUCUGCCUGUCAAAAGACGUCAACAGUUCUUUAAAGGAACAGUCUAUACAACGACAGAACCUAAAGACGCCUUUUCAGCAUCCUACAGAAUGGUAGGAACUGGAGACUUUUAUUCAACGCUCGUCGCCAACUGCUUCUUCAACGCUUUCUUGCUUUUCACAGCCUUGGUUUUAAACAUCAUAACAAUACAAACCCUAAGAAAAAUAUCAUCGUUUCCAAAACCUUUAAAAACAUUACUCCUAAGUCUCGCUGUUUCUGAUCUUGGUGUUGGUUUGCUUGUCCAUCCUCUCUAUAUUUUGCUUCUCGUAAUGAACAUAGAACAGAACACUAACAAUUGA